Alosa alosa (allis shad) is the source of this 1918-nucleotide messenger RNA. It is a transcript of the gene kcnj8, whose product is annotated as potassium inwardly rectifying channel subfamily J member 8. The record is from RefSeq and is a predicted model, not a curated record. Bases 328 to 1587 code for a protein of 419 amino acids. Gene Ontology annotation, biological process: regulation of monoatomic ion transmembrane transport; potassium ion import across plasma membrane. Lineage: Eukaryota; Metazoa; Chordata; Actinopteri; Clupeiformes; Clupeidae. Gene Ontology annotation, cellular component: plasma membrane. Gene Ontology annotation, molecular function: ATP-activated inward rectifier potassium channel activity. The transcript is spliced from 3 exons.
AUAAGUGAAAACUCCAAAGCUAAGAAAGUUUCUCGAAGGCACCAGUCAGCUAAAUUUAUAGAUUAUACGUCAACAAUCUAUGGCGAGAUUGAAGUGAAAAUGAUUGAAGCAUGUGGUUAGCGUUACUGCUCAGGUAACUUUUUUGUUUUGUGGUGGGAGAAGAUGCGCUGAAGACUUGAAUACGUGUAGAAUACGGAUUGAUAUCAACUGAGGGUUUUUCUCCUAUUUGCGGGUGACGGAUACGAUUUUCCAACUUAUUAUCUUUUUAUCGUUUUGUUUAUAGUUAUCAGUGGUAUUUAUAUAUUAUAUAUGUAACUUUUGGCAAAGAUGCUGGCACGAAAAAGCAUAAUACCCGAGGAAUUUGCCCUACCGGCACUUGCGUCGCGUAUGCCCCGAAAACCUGUCUUCAGAGACCGAGUUAACAAAGCGCGUUUUAUCGCAAAAAAUGGCUCUUGCAACUUGGCACACAAGAAUAUUCGUGAGCAGGGUCGGUUUCUUCAAGAUGUAUUCACAACUUUGGUAGACCUUAAAUGGCGCUUCACACUGGUCAUCUUCACGAUGACGUUUCUUUGUAGUUGGUUACUUUUUGGCAUGGGUUGGUGGCUUGUUGCUUUCGCCCACGGAGACCUGGACCCUCACCGCGGAUCCGGCAUCGAUAAAUGUGUCACUGCUGUUACAUCUUUUACUUCCGCCUUCCUCUUCUCCAUCGAGGUCCAAGUCACCAUCGGCUUCGGCGGGCGCAUGAUCACGGAGCAGUGCACGGCAGCCAUCACGGUCUUGAUACUGCAGAACAUCGCGGGCCUGAUCAUCAACGCUGUGAUGCUCGGCUGCAUCUUCAUGAAGACGGCACAGUCGCACCGCCGCGCCGAGACGCUCAUCUUCAGCCGCCAUGCCGUCAUCGCUGUGCGCAACAACCGCCUCUGCUUCAUGAUUCGUGUGGGGGACCUGCGCAAAAGCAUGAUCAUCGGCGCCUCAGUGCGGCUACAGGUGGUGCGCAAGACCACCACACCCGAAGGGGAGGUCAUCCCCAUCCACCAGAUCGAGGUGCCGACCGAGAGCGCUGUGGCCGGGAACAACAUCUUCCUCCUCUCGCCACUCGUCAUCUGCCAUGUGAUCGACAAGAACAGCCCACUGUACGACCUCUCGGCCAUGGAGCUGCAGUGCAGCGACCUGGAAGUGAUCGUGAUCCUGGAGGGCGUGGUGGAGACCACAGGCAUCACAACGCAGGCGAGGACGUCCUAUGUGACGGAGGAGAUUCAGUGGGGACACCGCUUCGUUCCCAUCGUGACGGAGGAAGAGGGCGUGUACUCGGUGGACUACUCCAAGUUCGGGAACACUGUGAAGGUGGUGACGCCACGAUGCAGCGCCCAAGAGCUGGACGAGAAGCCUUCCAUCCUCAUCCAGACGCUGCAGAAGAGUGAGCUGUCGCACCAGAACUCACUACGCAAGCGCAACUCCAUGCGGCGCAACAACUCCAUGCGGAAGGUCAAUGCCACCACCGGAAUGCGCCGGAACAACUCCUCGCUCGCCGUGCCUAAGGUGCAGUUCUUCACACCCGAGGGGAACCAGAAUGUGGCCGUCACAUGACAUGAGGCCUCCCCAACGCCGCAGUCAACGCCGAUACCGCUGUGGCUCAGCAGAGGUUCACUCCUACACACAUUUGGGGUGCCCCCCACCCGCAAACGACUCUCGUUAUCACUGCACCCACUCUUUACACGUAUACUCAUAAUUUCCUCUUAUAUCAAAGGAAAUUCAUAGCACACAUUCACCUGCCUGAGGGGGAAAAAGUUUUCACUACUAAUACAAACGACACAUUGUUCAUUCACACUCAUAAGCCCAUACAUCUCACCAUGUUCUUUCACUGCUGUAAAAAUGAAUGUUGUUUUGGCAUUAAAAUGACACUAAAUGAGAAAACACA